CAAAUAUGAUUGUUGAAGUGUUAUUAAUAGUAGUGGUCACUUUAUUUUUCAUUUUAUACCAUAUUUCCAAAAGGAAAUUUGGGUAUUGGAAGGAACGCAAUAUACCGUACCUGGAACCCGUCCCGAUUCUAGGCAACUACGGGCCUUUUAUAAUGCAGAGGAAGUAUAAUGGUAAAAUGGCACAAGAAUUAUGUCAAAAGUUUCCAGACGAACCGUAUUUUGGAGUAUUUUAUGGUACGGAGCCGACCCUCAUGGUACAGGAUCCAGAAAUGAUCAAAACGGUCAUGACUAAAGACUUCUAUUACUUCAGUUGCCGGGAAAUCUCCAACUACACCCACAGGGAAGUGUUCACUCAAAAUUUGUUUUUCAUUUGUGGACACAAGUGGAGAGUACUACGCCAAAACUUGACCCCUCUCUUCUCGUCCUCCAAAAUGAAGAACAUGUUUUACUUGAUAGAAGAAUGUGUUCAAGUGUUUGAAGGCAUGUUAGAUCGUGAUAUAAAAGUAAAUAAUGUGCAAGGAGUGAGACAUCUUAUGGCAAGAUUUACGAUGGAUUGCAUUGGUUUGUGUGCAUUUGGCAUAGAAACUAAGACUAUGGAACAAGACUCACGUAAAAAUCCAUUUACAAGCAUUGCAGCUAUAAUGUUUAUGGAGUCAUACAUAAGAGGCACUAUGAUUGUCGUCCGGGCUAUUUGGCCAGCCUUAUUUUACGGGUUAGGUAUAAAACUUUUCCCCAAAAUAGCUCUUAACUUUUUCAAGAAAUUAAUGAGGGGAGUAUUUGAAGACCGCCAAUACAAACCUACAAAUAGAAAUGAUUUUGUAGAUUUGAUCUUAAAUUGGAAGAAAAAUAACUUUAUAUCUGGAGAUAGUUUGCAAAAUAUGAAAGGAGGUGAAAACAAAGUGAGAUUGGAAAUUGAUGAUGAAAUGCUAGUGUCGCAAUGUAUGUUGUUCUUCGCUGCUGGGUUUGAAACUUCAUCUACGACUUUGCAGUACCUUUUGUAUGAGCUUGCUAAAGACCGAAAGGCACAGCAAAAAGUCAUAGGAGAAGUAGACGAAUAUCUUCAACUUCAUAAAAAUAAACUUGAAUAUGAGUGCACUACAGAGUUGCCGUUUACUGAAGCCUGUAUCGAUGAAGCUCUUCGUUUAUAUCCGGCUGUUGGAAUAUUGACCAGGGAAUUGGUUGAAGACUAUACUCUGCCGUGUGGAGCUGUUAUAGGGAAUGGAAUCCGCGUGCAUAUACCAGUGUACCAUUUACACCACAAUCCGAAAUUCUUCACUGAUCCAGAGAUGUUCAGACCUGAAAGAUUUUAUAAACAAAAACGUGAUGUAAUACCCUAUACCCAUAUUCCGUUUGGUGAGGGACCUCGGGCGUGUAUAGGCAUGCGCUUCGCAAAGAUGCAGAUGUUCUCCGGCAUCAUAACCCUGCUGAAGAAGUACCAAGUGGAGCUAGCCGCAGACACUCCUCGCAAGCUGAACUUCAAAUCCACCACCUUGGUCACCCAGCCGAAGGAGCUAAUCAAACUGAAGUUUGUGGAGAGGGAAGGAUGGGAAAAGAGAAUGUUCAAUAAAUAAUAAUAAUAGAAAUUG
Amyelois transitella is the source of this 1586-nucleotide messenger RNA. RefSeq names its product cytochrome P450 6B2. The record is from RefSeq and is a predicted model, not a curated record. The transcript has 2 exons. Gene Ontology annotation, molecular function: monooxygenase activity; heme binding; oxidoreductase activity, acting on paired donors, with incorporation or reduction of molecular oxygen. The coding region runs from base 6 to 1571 and encodes 521 amino acids. NCBI's taxonomy places the organism in Eukaryota, Metazoa, Arthropoda, Insecta, Lepidoptera, Pyralidae.